Messenger RNA from Apodemus sylvaticus (European woodmouse), 792 nucleotides. Its product is annotated as carcinoembryonic antigen-related cell adhesion molecule 3-like. Gene Ontology annotation, cellular component: external side of plasma membrane. NCBI's taxonomy places the organism in Eukaryota, Metazoa, Chordata, Mammalia, Rodentia, Muridae. The record is from RefSeq and is a predicted model, not a curated record. The transcript is spliced from 4 exons. Gene Ontology annotation, biological process: T cell activation. The coding region runs from base 1 to 792 and encodes 263 amino acids.
AUGAUGGGUUCUGUUGUACUUUCCUGUGAAGACUGCACAUCCUGGCAGGGUCUCCUGCUCACAGUCACCCUUUUAACAUCCUGGCUGCUUCCUACUACUUCCAAGCUCACCAUUAAAUCAGUGCCUCCCAUUGCCGUUGAAGGGGAAAACGUUCUUUUGUUUGUGCACAACCUGCCGAAGAAUGUUAAAGCCGUUUCCUGGUACACAGGAGUUGCACCAUUCAAGUGUAGUGAAAUUGCAAGUCAUGUGGUAGCUACCAAUUUUACUGUGGUGGGACUUGCGCACAGUGGUAGAGAGACAGUUUUCAAUAAUGGAUCUCUGCUGAUCAAGAGUGUCACCAGAAAAGACUCAGGAUACUACACUCUAAGAACAAUUGAUUCAACCUCAAGACCUGAAAUGAUUCGUGCAGAAUUCUUUGUCCACAGCCCGCUGUUAUUCUACAAGAAGCAUCUUACCCCUUCUCAACUCAUAAUUCAGAUGGUGCCACUUUGGGAUGAAAAAAGCAACAAUAUUUUUCUGUGGGUUUUUAAUAUGCCGGAAAAACUUCAAGGCUUUGCCUGGCACAAAGGAGUACUUCCACUUAGCCAUUUGAAGAUAGCAAGCCAUUCAUUCCUCACCAACUCAACCAGGCUGGGGCAUGCAUAUUCUAACAGAGUGAAAGUACGCAAUGAUGGAUCCUUGCUUCUCUUGAAUGUCAAGCAGAAAGACACAGGGAUUUACACCCUACGAACCAUAUCUGUCGAUUUGAAAUCAGAAUGGGUUAUUUUCGACUUCCAAGUAAACAAACCAUGA